AUGAGUGAAGUAAUAAUUGAUACUCCACCAACUCUAGUUGAAGCCAAAAACAAUCUUAUUGACAAGCUGUACGUUGCAAACGUCAUUAACAGGCUCAGAGAAAUUGACGAGAGAAAGCCGAAUGAUUGCAAACGUUGGUUUUGGGAGUUAGUUCAAAAUGCGAAAGAUUCCCUUUCUCAGACUGGUCAAAAGGGCGUUGAUAUCAGUGUCAAAAUCACUGACGACGCAUUUGAGUUUUCACACAAUGGAGCUCCUUUUACUGGAAAAGCAGCCUUAGCUCUUUUAUAUAAAUACUCUGAAGGUAAGACUAAUGACUCAGAGUCGACUGGUCGGUUUGGCACGGGUUUCUUAACAACGCACACCCUCUCCAAAAUAGUAUCAAUUAGUGGUGACAUGUAUUAUGAUAAUACCAAAGAAAGAGUCAUUGGGUUUAGAACGACGAUGUACAGAAAUGGUACAACCGAUCUCGAGCUCCUUGAAGGAGUCAAACAGAUGUUUAAUGAAUUGAAAUUUUACGAGCCACGACCUUAUAAGACUACUUUUACAUAUCAAGUCAGAACAGAAGAUAACAAAAUGGCACUUGAAAUGGGCACAGAGAAUAUCUAUGAUAAUGCAGUGCAAACCAUGUUGUUCUGCAAAGUAGUUAAUAAGAUAGAAAUAAACAACAAAGGAGUAAAGACGAUAUUUAAAAGAGUUUCAAAUAGUACUGAAGGUGAUUUGGAAGUCAUCAAUUUUGUCGUUGAAAAUAGUGAAAGUGUCAUUAAGAGAAACUUUUUGUUGUGUGAACUUGAAGAACAAUCUGAAGAACUCACAAGAAGAUUUAAGAAUCCACGAAACGUGAGACUGUCUGCUGCAGUAGAAUUUAACGAAAAUAAAGAAUUGGUGGAUGUCAAAGGGCCAUCACUUUAUUGUGUCCUUCCUCUUGUUGGGAGUGAAAAGAUGCAAUUUCCAUUUCUUUUAAAUUCACCCGAUUUUGAGCCUGAAAGUGAGCGUCAAGGACUUUUCUUAUCAGGAAAAGAAAGAAUAGAAGAGACUGGUUGUAUUUCUAACACUGGGAUAAAUCGAAUGAUUCUGAAAAGAGCAAUUCCUUUAUACAAAAAGUUUGUGGAUCAUUUGAAAAAAUAUUCAUAUAAAAACAUUCAAAUGGUUGGGAGGGGAAUUAAAACAGUACCCGAAUUGGACGCAAACUUUUCUAAAGAGUGGUAUACUCAAAACUACUUUUUACCACUCAGAGAAGUGAUGAAAAACGCACCAAUUGUCGAAGGUGAAUACGGAAAGAUGCCACUUUUUAAACACAACACACAAUUUGUCAAAUUUCCAGUCAUAGAAGACAACAAAUAUUUGAGCGAAUUUUAUGACCUUUUUAGAGUUUUUCAUGUUGGCGAAAUCCCAUUGAAGUAUUGUUUAGAAGAAUGGACGGAACAAUUAUGGGAGGAAUGUGAGAAGACUACACUCAAAAUGUUUUUACAAGAAAUUGAGAAAUGUGGGUGUGUGGCUGUGAUGAAAAGCAAAAUGAAAAUUGAAGACGAACCCUUUGAUUUUCUAAAUAAACUGCUUCUCUUUGUGAAAAAGGUAAAACCAGAGUAUUUGACUAAAAUUAAAUUGAUUCCAAACGAAAAAAUGAAUUUUAUGCAAUACAAUGAAGACAUCAUCGAUAUCUCAAAAGUCAAUCCAAUAUUAGUCGACAUUGUCGAGUCACUUGGAAUCACAAAUUGGAGGGAUAUCGCUUUAAAUAAUAAAAUUACUUGUUUUACUAUAAACGAAAAUCGCAUAUACACAAACUCUAAAACAUCUACUUACAUUGAUACUUUGGUAUUAAAAGUAAAGACGCAAUCCGAUGACUUAAAAAAG
Molecule: messenger RNA, 1851 nt
Organism: Entamoeba invadens IP1
Lineage: Eukaryota; Evosea; Mastigamoebida; Endamoebidae
Exons: 1
Source: RefSeq, a predicted model, not a curated record